Molecule: messenger RNA, 1537 nt
Organism: Dendrobium catenatum
Lineage: Eukaryota; Viridiplantae; Streptophyta; Magnoliopsida; Asparagales; Orchidaceae
Exons: 3
Coding region: 1-954 (317 amino acids)
Source: RefSeq, a predicted model, not a curated record
AUGUUCACUGAUGUAAUAAAAGUUCCGAAUGAAGCAUUGUUUCGUAUAGUAACUUCCAUCAAACAAUCCAAAGCGAUAAAAAGGAAGAAAUCUAGAGAAAGAGAAAAAGACACUUACGCUCGCUUAUUUGCUCCUUCGACUUCGUUGCUUCACAAGAGGAGUCUAGGGCUUGCCCUUCAUCUUCUCCUUUCGUCGUUUAUGUUUGAUUUUGUUGCUUCGCAGAGGGUAGAGAUCGCACGAGUAGCUUCUUCCGCUCCUUGUGGUUGUCCGACUUCGUGCCUUCGCAAGAGCAGAGAUUGCACGAUUCGCUUGUCCGUAGGUGCGGAGAUUGCACGACUUGCUUCUUCGACUCCUCUGUUGGAUUCGCCUCCUCUGAACUCCGACGCCUGCAAGCUCCAACCAGUGCGUGACCGAGCCCUCCUCCAUGCCCGAUCGAGCUUCUCUAUGUCUCCGGGUUAUAAAUUCAUCGGAAGAAAAUCUUCAUCGUCCUGCUGUUCGGCUUCAUUGCACGAUAGGCUUCUUCGGCUCCUUCGUUCUUGUUCGACUUCGCUCCGGCAAGCAGCUCCGGAGAGAGUUCGCUCUGGCGAGCAGCUCCACUCCGUCGCCCUCAAGUCCGGCCUUCUCGCUCCAACCUCUUUGUCAGCAACGCCUUCAUUCACGUACCUAUCAUCGGCGUGCUGUUCGGCUUCAUUGCACGAGAAGCUUCUUCGGCUCCUUCGACAAAAGCAUCCUCCACCUCACGUCAUCCCACCGGACUUGUUUUCCGCCGCCCCUGAGAUAUAUAUCGAACAUCCCCGCGUUGAAAUACAGAGACGGAGGAGGUCCGAGCUCAGCAACAGGCCAUGGCCGGCAAUCGGGGCAUUGCUGGCAAUAGCCUAUCUCGUACUGCUGAGAGUUACUCCAGGUCUUCUCGCAGAAGCAAUCCAGCACCGCGUAGAAGUGGCCGUCCGGUAAAUUGAAGAGAUGGUCGAUAUUGUCGUACACUUGGUUUACGAAGCUUGUUUUUGACAAUAAAUCAAUUAAUAGUUUACGAAGCCUUACAUUCUAGAUUCGAAGUUUGGAGUAGUUAAUGACGUAUUAAGGCAUGGCGAACUUAGUCUGGUUCUCCGGCGGGUAGACAGGCUCGAUCUCACGAAUGAGGCAGCCCUGCAACUAAAGAAAUUAUCAGAGAAAUGGAUGACGGUGCUUCUUGUGCAAAGGACAGAAUAUCAUGAAAAAUCAAAGGGCAGUUUAAUGCUGAUAAAUAUCAAAGCAUGUUGCAUAUAAAUGUGGGAUCUUUAAUUGAAUAAAAUUUUCUUAUUUCAAUUUUCAAUCUUGCAUAGAAAAAAACCACAGCUUCUUUUUCCCACGUUCUUUCAUUAUAUGGCUAGACUUAUCAUAGUACCAACAUAAACUUAAAGCAAUAUUGGGAAAAUUCAAGAAAUUGUAUUAUUUGAUCUUGAGAGCUGUUUGUUCACGACUUGUUCAACUGUGCUGCAAAUUAAUUUAUAAUUGCUGUAAAUCAUGUAGUUGUAUUUUGAACAAGACUUUUUUGUGG